Rhincodon typus (whale shark) is the source of this 876-nucleotide messenger RNA. Its product is annotated as procathepsin L-like. NCBI's taxonomy places the organism in Eukaryota, Metazoa, Chordata, Chondrichthyes, Orectolobiformes, Rhincodontidae. The coding region runs from base 1 to 876 and encodes 291 amino acids. Gene Ontology annotation, cellular component: lysosome. The transcript is spliced from 7 exons. Gene Ontology annotation, molecular function: cysteine-type endopeptidase activity. The record is from RefSeq and is a predicted model, not a curated record.
AUGGCAUUUGCAAUUCUCCUGUCCUCUGGCACCACAAUGAAGCUUUUGCGAGCUCGAUCUGUUAGAUACAUCACCAUGGAGCAUUCCAUCUUUUUGAUGUUCAUUUUGGCUGCUGCCUGCAGAACUUCAGCUAAUCUGGUAUUCCAGGAAACCAAUCAAUUAAUGGGAGAGAAAGUUGAAAAAAAAGUGCCAAAACCAGCAGAUCUCGGACUAGAGGAACUUAGUUCUCUUCCAGAGCAGAAGGAUUGGCGCGACGAUAACUAUGUUACACCCGUGAAAAAUCAGGGCCAGUGCGCAGCAUGCUGGGCCUUUACUGCAGUGGCAGCGAUGGAAGCACAACUGAGAAAUAAGACCAACACUCUCUACACACUCAGUGAGCAAAACAUUGUGGACUGUGCCAGAAGCUACAACAAUGAAGGCUGCAGUGCAGGAUGGGUGAAUCGUGCAUUUGAAUACAUGCGUGACCAUGGAAUUGAAACUAACGCAACAUACCUCUACAAAGAACGGAAACAAGAUUGCUUAUUUGAUGAAAACAAUUCUGUUGGAAAACUCAUCAAUUACGUCAAGAUUAAGAACACAAACGAAACAGAAAUCAUGAAGAUAGUAGCAAAACAUGGACCAGUAUCUGUACAUGUUUACAUGAGUGAUGCAUUCUUGAGUUAUAAUGAUGACAGUAUUUUUGAUGAUCCUAAUUACAAUAAUGAGAUUCCUGACCAUGCUGUGACUAUAGUGGGUUAUGUGAAUAAUGAUAAAGAAAGAUAUUGGAUUAUUAAAAACAGUUUUGGAACCAGCUGGGGUCACGGUGGCUACAUGAAGAUGAUUAUGUUCAAGAAUUUGUUGAGAGUAACCGAACGAGUCUUCUAUCCUAUCGUCUAA